CUGCUCGCGUGCCAUCGAAAAGGGAAGGAGUUCAGUUGAAAGUGGGCUUUUGCAGUGAACGGUUCGCACAGGUUUGGUAAUCAUGGAGCUGAAAAGUUGUGAAGUCAAGGAUUAUAAUCCGUUUGAGCAUCGGAAGAUCGAGAAACCUAAUUCAACAAUCGGGACGCUGAUUCAUUUGGUGAAAGGAACGUUGGGUACCGGAAUACUUUCCAUGCCAUUGGCGUUCCGCAAUGGAGGAUUUGCUUUUGGCAUCGUGGGAACAGUCAUUUCCGGGAUUAUUUAUGCUCACUGUGUUUAUCUGCUGGUUAGCACAUCCCGGAAAGCCUGUCGCAGAAGCUUCGUUCCUAUGCUAGGGUAUACAGAAACAGUAGAAAAUGUGUUUACUCACGGUCCCCGUGGCGUUAAAAAAUACGCCAUUUUAGCCAGGCGUUGCACCGACGUUCAGCUUCUUUUGAAUAGCUACUUGCUAAUAUGUGUUUACUUGGUCUUUAUAGGAAACACAUUGAAAGAUAUAGUCAAUCACGACUUCCAGCUGGGUUGGGACACCCGCGUGUUUAUCUUCCUAGCGGCUGUCCCACUAAUUUUCACUACCCAAAUACGUGAACUGAAAUAUCUUGUUCCAUUCUCAGCUAUAGCAAAUGCAUUGAUUAUAACAGCUAUCGGCAUCACCAUGUUCUAUAUCUUGAAGGAGCCCAUUUCACUGGAGAACAGAAGUAUGUGGCCCGCCUGGAAUACUCUACCGGCGUUCAUCGGAACUGUUAUGUACGCUCUUCUUGGAAUCGAAUACGUGCUCCCAAAUGAGAAUAAAAUGAAGCGUCCUGAGCAUAUGCUGGGCAAUUGUGGUGUUGUAAACGUAGCUGUUUGCUUCAUAACUGCUCUCUACACGAUAGUUGGAGCUUUAGGCUACGCACAGUACGGUGAUGACACCAAAGGUUCAGUGACUCUCAAUCUCCCGGCCAAUGAAGCACUAGCGAAAUCAACCCAGCUGCUAACAAUAACAGCAAUCAUCCUGUCAACCGGCCUGAUCAACUACGUCCCAACGGAUAUCGUCUGGCGGAAGAUCCAGCACAAAAUCGACCCAAAACGGCACAACUUUGCACAGAUCUCGUUCCGGUUCGGUAUGCUGGUCUUGCUGACGGCCAUUGCCGUGGGUGUUCCGGAGCUGGAACCGUUUGUUGGGCUGACUGGAUCCAUCAGCGGUGGAUCGUUGGUUGUGAUCAUUCCGGCCGUUAUCGAUACCGUCUUUCGAUGGCCCGGUGGGUUCGGAAGAAUGAACUGGAUCUUGUGGAAGAAUGUGUUAGUGUUGGUGUUUGGGUUGUUGGUGUUGGGCAUUGGGACGUACUUUAGUGUCGUUGAUAUUGUGGCUAUUUAUGAGAAAGAAUAAAUGGAUGGAGACGAAGAACGUAUUGUGUAAGAAUUGCUGUGAUUACAUCCAUUGGAAAUGCGCCGAAAAGG
Messenger RNA from Aedes aegypti (yellow fever mosquito), 1455 nucleotides. Its product is annotated as proton-coupled amino acid transporter-like protein CG1139. Bases 83 to 1384 code for a protein of 433 amino acids. The transcript has 7 exons. Gene Ontology annotation, biological process: amino acid transmembrane transport. Gene Ontology annotation, molecular function: amino acid transmembrane transporter activity. NCBI's taxonomy places the organism in Eukaryota, Metazoa, Arthropoda, Insecta, Diptera, Culicidae. The record is from RefSeq and is a predicted model, not a curated record. Gene Ontology annotation, cellular component: vacuolar membrane.